GGCUGGAGAGCAGAUUCCUCCGAGGGCUGGCCCUUCGGCAGGCGCCUUCAGCAGCGGGACCAGGCAGGCCACCAUGACGGAGAACUCAACGUCCACUCCUGCGGCCAAGCCCAAGCGGGCCAAGGCCUCCAAGAAGUCCACAGACCACCCCAAGUAUUCAGACAUGAUCGUGGCUGCCAUCCAGACCGAGAAAAACCGUGCUGGCUCCUCGCGCCAGUCCAUCCAGAAGUACAUCAAGAGCCACUACAAGAUGGGUGAGAAUGCCGACUCCCAGAUCAAGUUGUCCAUCAAGCGCCGGGUGACCACCGGUGUCCUCAAGCAAACCAAAGGGGUGGGUGCGUCGGGGUCUUUCCGGCUGGCCAAGAGCGACGAGCCCAAGAGGGCAGUGGCCUUCAAGAAGACCAAGAAGGAGGUCAAGAAGGUGGCCACGCCAAAGAAGGCAGCCAAGCCCAAGAAGGCUGCCUCCAAAGCCCCAAGCAAAAAACCUAAAGCCACCCCGGUCAAGAAGGCCAAGAAGAAGCCGGCUGCCAUGCCCAAGAAAGCCAAAAAACCCAAGGUCGUCAAGGCCAAGCCAGUCAAAGCAUCGAAGCCCAAGAAGGCCAAACCAGUGAAGCCCAAAGCCAAGUCCAGUGCCAAGAUGGCCGGCAAGAAGAAGUGACAAGGAAGCCUUUUCUUACGGACAUUCCUCUCUUACUCUGUAAAUACUUUUUUCUUUCUUCUUUCUUGAUUCUCUGCAACCUUUUGAUCCAUUUAUCCUGACUUUAUAAGAGACAGACUAUGGAUUCCUCAGAAAUUGUGGAAUAACUGCUUUUUCCUUCAUCAGUUGUGCAAGGACAACAACAAAUCUCAUCUCUGUAAUGAUGAGGAUGUACUUAUAUUUCACUUUGUUGAUUUGCUAUUAAUCUUACGGGGUUCGGGAUUUGGGUGGGCUGUGUGUUGGGGGGGUUGCUAUGAAGGUAGAUGGGGAAGGGGAGAACAGGCUCAGCAGCUGUGUUUGUUCUCCAUAGGUGAGAGGGAGCCCACGAAUUGUAAAGGUUUAUAGGACUGUGUAAGGUUUUCUUUAAGUUGGGCACCCUUAUGAGAAUUUCCGAACCUUUGGCAAGGAGCAGAGGGGUGACAUCUCCCAGGGGUGAGCAGCUAGGGGUCGGAGGCCAGUUCCUUCUCACCUCGGUCAGCCUACCCUUCUGGUCUCACUAUUGUGUUAGGGAAGAGGAGGGGGACCGAGUGACAGCUGGUUGGGGAAACUAGCUUCUCCCGGUCAGCUAGGAACCAGCUAUGGUGGUGGUGGGGGGGGGCACGUCUGUGCCUUCACCCAAGUCUCUUAAUGGGAGUGGAAACUUUGGGGAAUAGGGUGGGGAGUCAGUCAGCCAAGUGCCUCAGUGUGCCCUAUUGAAAUGAAACUUGGGUUUUUUCACACAAUUUGAUGGAUUAUUGUGUCUUUGGAGGACUUUUUUUUUUCUCUUGGUAUUUUGUUCCUCUACAAGAUGUGGCUUUGCUUGGUCUGGUAGGACUCCAGCCCCACCACCGGCUACUUAAAAACCUCCCAACCUCUUUUUACUUUUGAGUCUUUUUUAAGUAGUUGUAAACGGGGAGGGAGAGGGGCAGGGAGUGGACGGUAAGACAUACUGCAGUUGAUUUGGAAUUUGCUAUGUAGUUAUAGAAACUAGAUCUAUGUGCAUGCGUGUGUUUUGUAUAUAUGCAUACCUAGGGCUACUACUUAGGUUUCACAUCAGGAGCUGGGAGAAAAAACCUGUACAGUUGUCUUUCUUUUAUUUUUAAUAGGAAAAUAUUAAAAAUAUUUUUUUCGCGCACUUGUCCCCCCCCCCCCCCUUUUUAAACAAGUGUUACUUGUGCCGGGAGAAAUUUGCUGUCGUUGUAAUUUUAACACUUUAAAAUAAAAGCCGGAAAAGGAAAAAAACCCAAAAAAACCAAAAAACAAAACAAAUGCAAGCCAGGUAUAGUGAUGCACACCUGUAGUCACAGCACUCUGGAAGGCUAAUGUAGGCAAUUUAGUGACUUAGUGAGACCUUGUCUCAAAAUAAGAAAUAAAAAAGGGCCAGAGAUAUAGCUCAGGGCAAAAGCCCUAGGUCCCAUUCCCAGUAGUGCAAAAAAAAGUUACUUUUGUUUAGAUGUGGAAAUGGUAUUUUGGUUGUAUGACUCCCCCCACACACAUUGUUUUUAAGAGUUAAAAUUUUUUUAAAAAUUAACCAUUUCAGGGAAUGGGGGUGUAGCUCAGUAGUAUAGCACAUGGUUAGUAGGCAUGAAGCCCUGGGACUGAUCCUGAGUGUCCCCCCAAAAAUCACAUAAAAAGAUGUUCAUAUUUACAAGUAGUGAGGAAAGAGAAAAUUAAUACCAUUUUAUUGCCAUCACAUUGGCAGACAUUUAAAAUAAUUAUAAGUAGUUCUGCAGAGGAGCCCAAGUCAAAGAGCUGAAAGGUUAUGGCCCUAGAAAAGGAUGGCCAUCCACAGUUGUGAUUAUGCAGGCUGUGGCAAAACCUGUACAACAAGUUCUCAUUUCAAGGCACACCUGCAAACCCACACAGGUGAGAGGCUGCACCACUGUGACCGGGAGGCCGCAGAUGGAAAUUCAUCUGCUCCCAUGUACUGACCAGGCACUACCUCAAACACACAGGGCACCGCCCCUUCCAGUGCCAGAAGUGUGACCAGGCCAUCUCCAGGUCGGACCCCCUAGCCUUACACAUAAAGUGGCACUUUCAAACCCCAGAGUGGACAUGACUCGCACUGCAAGGAGAGAAAAUUCAGUAUUUUUUAAAACCUUUUACACUGUCUUCCCACAAGGGGAGGAGCCCAGCUGGCAAGCACUACAAUCACGGUCAAGUCCUAAGCAGGUCAUUGUGUGAGUGGAUAAUCAGGAGAAAGGAGAAAUCCAAAAGACACAAAAAUCAAA
Heterocephalus glaber (naked mole-rat) is the source of this 2907-nucleotide messenger RNA. RefSeq names its product histone H1.0. Gene Ontology annotation, cellular component: nucleus; nucleosome. Lineage: Eukaryota; Metazoa; Chordata; Mammalia; Rodentia; Bathyergidae. The record is from RefSeq and is a predicted model, not a curated record. Gene Ontology annotation, molecular function: nucleosomal DNA binding; structural constituent of chromatin; double-stranded DNA binding. Gene Ontology annotation, biological process: nucleosome assembly; chromosome condensation; negative regulation of DNA recombination.